GUCAGCUACAGUAACAUAAGCUCUUGAGUUUCCAGGCAAAGAAAGUCGAAUUCAAGCUCCUGAGCUCCCGUUAGUUACUGGGUUUUUCCUGAAGUGCCACGUAGCCUUGUCUUUCUAUUCUUGGUUUAUUACUCUAGCAUCAUUAACUCGUAGAAACAUCAAUUUUGUUUUUAUUCCUGGCAAUAGCACUCAACCACCACUAUUUCUUCCCGUGCUUGCCUACAUACCUCUAAGUGUGUAGACGUGUCAAACAUAGAGACUCUUCUUCGCAAGGCCUCAUUUGUAAACAUUUCUACUUCUGCCUUUGUGGAGUGCGUCUUUCCCAUUGCUUUUCUACCAUUUUCUGCAGUGCCCUAAUGCUGCUAUUGCCAAGCAGUAACCUUUAGACCUUAAUUAAAGUGGAUUUUCGCAACAACUCAAUGGAUUAUUAAAUGUUUCACUGGUGGAGAGUGCAGAAAACAGUGCUCAGCAGAAGAUAGGCCCACAGCAGUGACAUAAACAUCCAAUCAACAGAUCUCACAGCAGUUCAAAAAAUUAUAGCUGAAAUUAUUGUUGCUCAAAAUGGGGAAUAUUGUUUUAUAAGUUCUGGAAACAAAUUGUUUAUUAUCUGAAACAUUGUACAGCAUUAUUUCACUUGAAAAUCAGACAUAACAGUGGAAAAUCCCAAAAUGGAAUAUGACUAAAUGGACUAGUUUUUAUAUACCAAGGACAGGAAGGAAAUGUAGAAACGUAGAAAACAGGAACAGGAGUAGGCCAUUCAACUCUGCGCCACCAUUCAAUAUGAUUAGGACUGAUCAUCUAACUUCAUACCUGUUCCCACUUUCUCCCCAUAUGCCCUUAGAUCCCCUAGACCGUUGAACUAUAUCUAACUCCUUCUUGAGAAUAUUCAGUGUUUUGGCCUCAACCACUUUCUAAAGCAUGGAAUUCCACAGUCGCCACUUUCAGGGUUAAAAAGAAAUUGUCUUUAUGACUAAAUGGUCUAACAUGUAUUCUUAAACAAUGACCUCUUGUUCUGAAACAAAAACAGAAAUUGCUGGAGAAACUCUGCAAGUCUAGCAGCAUUUGUGGAGAGAAAAUUGAGUCAAAGUUUCAGGUCCAGUGACACUUCUUCAGAACUGCUUCUGCAGAACUUUCUGCUCUGUUUACCCUGCCUAGUCCUGAGAUCCCCUCUCAUUCUUCUAAACUCCAGUGAAUAUAGUCCUGAUCAAUCCAGUCUCUGUUCAUAUGCCAGUCCUGCCAUCCCUGAAAUUCAACUCAAAACUCAACUUCUAAGAUAAAGGUGAAGAGUUGGGGUAAGCAAAAAGUCAAACAAAUUAAAACAUUCUCUUAUCAUUUAACUUGCAGUACAUAUUAUGCAUCCAUUUAUUCAGACUUAGAAAUCCUUGUACUGUUUUGACAUCUUUUAGAAAUAAAUUGAAGAUUAAUGCAAGUGUGAACAAUGCCUAUUCAGGCAACAUUUAUUUCAUUUACAAUAAUGUCCCUGUCAAGUUCUAAAAUCUGCAGUACAUUUCCUGCUGGUUUAUUAUUAUUAAUCCUUGAUUACCUUAUCUUUCUUCCUUUUUUUUAAUCUGUGCCUGCACAUUAUCUCCUUACCUAGAUUGUUCAAUCAUAUUUUGUUACAAUCAGAGUAAGCAGCCCUUUAUCACAGGUCAGUGUUUAAGAGCAAGAAGACAAAGGAGAUUCCAAGCACUAUCUUCUCAUUGUAAAUUAAUCCUAUUAGUGUAACAGUUUCCAGAAAAUGGUAUUGUGACCUCAAAAGGCUAAAAUAUUCAAAAGAGACACCUAGGGGAGUCUUUUGGAGGAAACCAUUUACUAAACUUUGUGUAUAGAAAUUUCUGAGGGCAAAUCACUUGUCAAAAAAAAAUCUUUUUAUGCUCAACAUGAAUUGUGGUUAGUUGAAACUAUCUGCAUGGAGUCAGUGUGCUCUUCAAGUGAUCUUGUAGCUGCAUGGCUAAUAUAGAAAAGUGAAAAUGAGCCAUAUCUCAUAAAUGGAGCACCUUAUUGCACAGCUCUGGAAGUAUUUUAUCUUUGUAAGAAAAAAUGCAAUUUAAUUCUCAUUAGCAGUCCAACCAAAGCCAUUAAAAUGAGUAUCCUUGUUUGGAGAUAACAGCACCAUGGACCUGUGCAAUGAAUCUGGCUGAGCACCUCUCAUUGAUAGAGAAGUGAAGUUUAGAUGCUGAGUUGCAUUUGUAAAUAAUUCUAGAAUAUGGUAUCUAUACCAAGGUUAAUUCUUUCAUCUUUACAGCUUCUCAGAGUUACAUUUUCCUUUCAUAUCUUUAGAAAGUCUGGAUGUGAACAUGAAUCCCACCUACCUGUUAUAUAACAAUAAUGUGAUUUUUCUUGAGGAUAAGUUGAUUUCCUGCUGACAAUUUAUAUGCAGGAAAUAUUUAGCAGUGAACAUAUUCUGAAGAUUAGGUAACCGCAAAGGAAAAUAAAAUAAUUGCAGAAAUUCAAAGAUGGGACUUCUUAAAAUUUGAUUUUGGAUGUGUACAUUACUGGCAAAAAUGUACACAUUUUUUGUCCGUUCCCAUUUGCCCUUGAGAAAGGGCAUUUCUAAUUUAUUUCAGUUUAAAUCUGUAAAAGGGAAGGGAGACUGCACUGUUUAUAUUUUAUUUUUUUCAUUUCCCACAAGAUAACAGAAAAUUGCACAACUACAUGUUGUCUCUGGUAUGAAGCAAAAUGACUUUCGCUUCUAUAAGGGUAAAAAGUACAGAUCACGAGAUGUCCUUUUACAUUCCUGAUGCAAAUAUUUGCAGAGAUCAAAAUAACAAUGCAAAAGCCAGGUAAAGGUUAAAACAAGAACAAAAUGUUUUAAAAACUGUAAUCGUUGGUAUAUGAAAUGCUGGGGGACAUGAGUUGCCACACAGCAGCCUCUGUAGAGUUACAAAACACAUGAUUUAAUAAAAAAGAACAGUUUUAAAAUAUAACAAGAAGCUGCUGUUGGAACAGAGCUGUCAUCCCCCUACAGUACUUUGCUAACACAAUGAAAAGUUAAGUAACACUUUUUCCAAUGACUGUGUCAUGCAGCUUUCAGAUCAGGUUCAUAAGUUCAAAAUGUGACGGGACCUUCAAGUACCGGUGAUAAAAUGUAGGGCAGGGCAACAAGUCCCACUGAUCUCCAUGGCACCACAGACUCUGGAAAGGCUUUUUGACAAACUUGGCCACUUUGGAAGAUUCCAAGCUGCUGUGUAUUUUGUGGUCAAUUUCCAAACUAUAGCAUGUGGGAUCCACUAUUUGGCCUCAGUGUUCCUUGCUGUAACACCACAGUUCAUAUGCAAGUUGCCUGGAAAUGUGACCACAAUCCUUGUCUCAAAUACUACAGCCGGCCCUGGAGAUUUGUGGAACUUGUGGACUCCAGAUUCACGCAGUGUUAUUGCUCAGAUGGAAACUGGAGAGAUCUGGGAAGCUGAGAAGUGUAGUCGUUUCAGAAGAAUUGGAAGCUUUGAGUUAGUGAAUUAUUUUAAAGGCAACAGGACACGUUAUCCCUGUUCUGAUGGUUAUAACUAUGAUCAAAGCCACGUUGAAAACAGCAUUGUGACUGAGUGGGACCUAGUCUGUGAUAGGGAAUGGUUAGCAAAACUCACCCAGCCCAUUUUUAUGUUUGGAGUCCUGCUGGGGGCUGUGGUGUUUGGGGAUAUCGCUGACAGGUUGGGACGACGCUAUAUACUGUGGUUCACAAGCACAGCUCAGUUUGUUUUUGGAGUUGCUGUUGCAUUCACCAAUGAUUAUUACAGCUUCAUUGUUGUCCGUUUCCUUCUAGCUCUGGUUUCAAGUGGCUACCUUGUGGUUGUUUUUGUCUAUGUGACAGAAUAUACUGGAUUGAAGGCCCGCAGUUGGGCAUCUAUGCAUGUCCAUGCUUACUUUGCUGUUGGCAUCAUGGUAGUUGCCUUGGUUGGAUUCCUGGUUCGAGCCUGGCGAAUCUACCAACUCGUUUUAUCGCUUGUGACAAUACCAUUUAUAUUUUGCUGCUGGCUGUUGCCGGAGACACCCUGGUGGCUUCUGGCUAAAGGACAGUUUGAAGAAGUCCAGAAACUGAUUGACACAAUUGCUCGAUGGAACAAAGUAAAGAUCCCUUGUCAUGUCUCUGUAAUGCAGAUGAAUAGUCCUGAGGAUUCAACAGACAAAGAAAUUGCAGUAAAGAAGAUUGAGGUCAAAGAAGACAAAACCAGUAUCCUAGAUCUUUUCCGUACAUGGAAUUUGGCUAAGAGGACCAUCACAAUUUGGCUUGUGUGGUUCACUGGGAGUCUGGGCUAUUAUGUUAGCUCCUUGGGUUCUGUCAAUCUGGGUGGAAAUGAAUAUCUGAAUCUUUUUCUGGCAGGUGCAGUGGAAAUUCCUUCUUAUAUUGUUGCUUGUUUUGUGAUGGACAGACUGGGAAGAAGGAAUACUUUGGCACCAUCCCUGUUCCUGACUGGUGUGGCAUGUUUUCUCAGCAUGGUGAUUCCCCAGGACAUUAAGGCCCUGUCAAUUACUCUGAGCAUGAUUGGAAAGUUUGCAAUAGCUGUGGCAUUUGGAUUGAUAUACCUGUACACUGCUGAGCUGUACCCAACUAUAAUACGUUCGUUGGCUGUUGGUACUGGAAGUAUGAUGGCUCGGGUUGGAAGUACAGUGGCACCUUUUUGUGUUCUCCUCUCAUCACUGUGGAUCUUUCUACCACAGCUGAUUGUUGGAAUCAUGUCCUUUCUGACUGGCUUGUUAACAUUGUUACUACCGGAAACUCUCGGGAGACCCCUAGCCCAGACCUUUGAGGAAGCUGCAAAAUUGCAAAAGAAAACAAAGCAAGACAAAACCAAAGACGGCUCAUCAUAUGGACGAGAUGGCAAUGCUGCUGUGGGAAGGAUCGAGAAACGAGACUAUAUCAUCGAUGGUGUGGAGAAAUCAAAGGAAGAGCAGAGUCUGAUUGAACAUUUAACACGGUUAUAAAGCUCAUUUAUUGAUCACCAAGUCUUGAAAUAGACACGUAUUGUAGUACUGAUUAGUAUUAAUACCUUCAAUCUGUGAACUAACAAAAGUACACAAGUAGUUUGACAUCUAUUACAAACAAACAUUAUAUAUAUAUAAAGUACAAUCCAACAUUAUUUUUAGUAGUAUUUCCCUACUAUAGUUAAGUGGUCAAGAAGUAUUCCUAUUAGACAGCAAAAGAACAACUUAUUAAUUAUAGUGCAUGCUGAUUUACAUAUAUGAGAAUUUAACUGCAAAAUGAAUAUUGACUGAUAACAGUCUAACUCGUAGCCUACAGUAGGCUGCAUUUUAUAUUCUUAUCAACUGUCUCUUCUGAAAAACUCUUUAAUUUUGAUCCACUAGGACUUCAAAAGGAAUUGCUGACAGGUAAUUGCUUGAAAUUUUCUAUAACAUUAAUUAGAACUGAAUGAUGAAAAAUGUGCUGUUUUAGGGUUGUGAUUUGCAAGAAGUUAAGACUAACUUUAUUCCAUUAGUUUCACCAACCAUGAUUAUAAAACAGCUUGUCUUGACUCGUGCUGACCAAAAAAAAGUUUUUAUUUUAAGAGUUAAUUCAGUGAAUGUCACCAUAUCAGCUACAACCUGUAGAGGACAGGACUCUAGUGACCUUAACAUUUGGAUGUGAUCCUCACAUAAGAUCUAGAGUUUUAACUGCUACCUAAAAUUAACAGAUAUCCAACAAGGUCUUUUAUAUUUUUAUUGCCCGUGGUGUCAUGUUUUGUUCAGACUGACAUUUUCAUCAAAACUGAAACAUGUAUAUCAGAGUCAAAGGAUCCUCUGCCUUGAUUGGUUGAAUGGCUUCCUUCUGUACCACAUGUUUUCCCCAUUUUCUGGUCAUCUGGUUCAUACACGAACUCCAGGCAAAUGUUCUCCUUUAAUAUUAUAGACCGUAUGGCCACCCCAUGAUUAUCUUUCUAAUCGACCUUCCUUCCCCAUGUGCUAGAGAACAUGAAUUGAGAGAAGCAAACAGAAUUGAAACUAUACUAUACUCAUUAAUGAGAGAUCAUACAAUUAUUUUUAAUGCUUUACCAACCAAAUUUGUGCCAGCAACAAAAAUAGAAAACUGUAGCAACAACAGUAAUACGACAGGAUUCAAAUAACCUUUAGGAAUCUGACCUUAAAGCAUUUUAAAAUAUUAUUUUGUUUUUAUUUCUGCUUUUAAUAUUCUUAGGCCCUCUGUAGUCAUAAAGGCAAGAGAUUACAGACUGUAUGCUUGCAGGAUUAUGACAUAGCAAAUUGUUAGUAGGCCAGUAAAGGUAAACGUUGACUUGUGAAACCGUAAUAAUGCAAACAUAUUAACAAUUAAUUACUAUAAAGAGUGAAAGUCAUAUUCAUACAUGACAUUUACUCAGGUAAUGGGCACCAGUGAAUCUCAUGACACCCAUGCCUUGCUGGUAAGUUUCCCAAGCAUAAUGUUGUUCAACUGGCUACAAAACCAAAUGUAGAACUGCAGGGACUUGUUUGGGGCAGCCGCUAGGAAGAAUCAUUUAUUUGUUAGAUCUAGAACACCAGUCUUGUUAGUUUUGUACUGUGGUUUGGCCAGGAAUCCUGCUUAAAGUACCAAAUGAUGCAACUAAAAUUCAAGAGCUUCUAAUGUGACUCUGACUGUUCAUUCAUCCUUAAUGUUGAAGUUGAAAGAUUUUGAGACAAUAUUGAGAGUCUUGCUUGGUAAAUGGUCCCCAGACCUACAGCACUACAUACUUGAAGCCAGGGCUGUAUUGCAUAAUAGCUUGAGAACAAGUCAAUGCAGUGUUAUACAUUGAGAAGAGGGGUGAUGAUAGGAAUGAUUUGAAUUAUACAAUGCCACCUUGCUUAUAAAGUUGCUCAUAGCGAUGCUAUUUCAUUGUUCAAACCUCAAGGUACUCAUGGUUCACAAACAAACUGUAGACAGCACUUCAACAUUUGUCCAUUGCUUUCUCAAUUUAAGAUAGAAAUCAUGGUGUCUGAUUAUUUAAAUGGAUUUGUCUGAGGCUGGCAAGUAAAUAGAAGAGUACUCAAUUUAAGAUAGAAAUCAUGGUGCCCGAUUAUUUAAAUGGAUUUGUCUGAGGCUGGCAAGUAAAUAGAAGAGUACCAGUAUACUGGUUUCUGGGCUAGUGCUGAUUUGAACUGAUGACAUUGCUGUCCUCUUAGGAGAUAGAAGGUGCAUAUAAACAAGGAACAAGAGUUGAGUUGAUCAUUCAGCCCUUUGAGCCUGCUGUACCAUUCAUAGAGUCAUACAGCAUGAAACAGAUCCUUUUGUCCAACCAGUCCAUGUCGAAUAUAAUCCCAAACUAAACUAGUCCUACCUAUCUCCUCCUGGCCCAUACCCCUCCAAACCUUUCCUAUUCAUGUAUCUAUCCAGAUGUUUUUUAAAUGUCAUAAUUGUUCCCACAUCCACUACUUCCUCAGGAAGUUCAUUCCACAAGCGAACCACCCUCUGCGUAAAAGAUUUGCCCCUUAUGUCUUUUCUAAAUCUCCCUCCUCUCACAUUAAAUACGUGCCCCCUAGUCUUGAAAUCCCCCAUCCUAAGGAAAAGACAGCUACCAUCAACUCUGUCUGUACCUUUCAUUAUUUUAUAAACUUCUAUCAGGUCGCCUCUCAACCUCCUAUGCCCCAGUGGGAAAAAGUCCCAGCCUAUUCAGCCUUUCUUUCGAACUGAAAUCUUCCAUACCUGGCAACAUACUGGUAAAUCUCUUCUGAAUCCUCUUCAGCUUGAUAAUAUCCUUCCUCCAACUGAGUGACCAGAACUGGACACAGCAUUCCAGAAGAGACCCACCAAUGUCCUGUACAUGACUUCCCAUUACCUCAACAUGACUUCCCAACUCUAUUUAAUUAGUUGAUGGCUGAUAUGAUUUUAACCUCAACACUACCAUCCUGAUUCACAAUUCCAUGGUUCACAGUUCAAAAGGUGCAGCUUGCUGAGAAAGUUCUGCUAAUGACAAGGCUUUAAUUAGUUCGGUAAUGUUUAUUAUCACCAAGCAAUAGAACACACUAUGAGUAAAAGUGGAACACUAUUAAUUCUUCAGAUUUGGUCAUUGGGUGGCUUAUUGAUUGGAAGCAAACAAAUAGAGAUUUGAACUUUGUUAUACUUCACUGUUUCUCAUUGUAAAAGAGUGCUGACACCACAAACACAAAUAUUUCAGAAAGGGGAAGAAAAUGUGGACUCUAUCAGUAAUUAGGUUCCAACAUCUGUAGAAAAAUGUGGGCCUUUGAGGGCUGUUCACAGAAAAUGGGACGUAGGUUCAGUUUUCUUUUUUAAGACAAAUCUAUUGUUUAAAGUGGAAUACUCAGCAAGUGCAAACCAAAAUGAGGUUAACUGAAAGAUGUUUUAAUCAAUCUAUUGUAUUUUUUUUUUGAAGAACUGUUUUCAUUCUGGUUAGCAUCUGCCUUAUUAUGUUUCUAAUGCUCAACGAAAAGCUGGUCUUUGUGGCACUUCUCAGCAACACAUCAAUGCUGUUGUAUCCUUUUCCUAUUCCAAAACACCAAAAACAACAAAUCUAAGCAGGCAUCUUUUCUACCAAAGUGCUUUAAAGGAAUUUUUGGAACAUAUCACAAUUAAAAGAUUUGUUUAUUUAUAUUUUAAAAUAUCAUUUGAUGUAUUGUUAUUCUAGGUGAAGCCAAUUUUGAACACUGUUACUUCCUCUAGUGAAUUUGGUAAUCAUCACUAAGUUCCCUUUAGGUCAGAUGGAGUGAUAAGCUGAGCUGAACGCACAAAAUCCCUUCUUCUGUCAUGUACUAUAUGCUACUGGGUCAAUAGAAAGAUUUGAGAGGGAUAGGAAUGCACAGAUAGAAUCUAUAAAGUAGACUCUAUCCCUCUGAACAAUGGCUUUGAACAGAUACUCCACUUAGCAAAUUUCUUCCAAUUUGAAACAGAGAACUUUAUAAAAUACAUCAAAGCCAAAUUUAUAGGGGGCUACUCAUGGGCAGCAAACGUGCCUAUUUGCUUCCAGUGAUUGGUCCCCAAUUGAUGAGCAAAUCACUAAAUCACCUAAAUUGCCCCUGCAUCUUGGCAAGCAUCCGAUAAAGCUGCAACCUCAAAAUAGCUCCAGACUCUGCUGCCAGAACAGAUGGAUAGCUGGCACACGCUGUCAAUAGACCACUCAAAAGUUAAAACCAGUCUCACUGACAUUUAUACUUAAAGCAACUGGUUGUGAUUUAUUCUUAAAGGCCAAUUUAAACAUUAUGCUGAAGACCGAAGUACAAAGUGUCCUGGACAAACUGAUCUGCAGGAAGUUCAAGGCAGCUAGUCUCUUUUACCAAAGUUUUUCAUGCAUUAAGUACAUUCAAAUUCAAAUGUGCAGCUAGCAGAAAUGAGGAUUUCAGGCAGUACUUGAUUUGACAACAGUGUCCUGAUUGAAAAUUAAUGGUGCUUUGAUUUGAGAACAAAUCUGGAUGUUGCUGAAAUAUUUCAAGUAGGUCCAAUUUCUCUAUUCAAGUAGACCUUAUGUGGGGAAAGAGGAUACAGAGGAUAUUUUAGAUUCAUUUUGUUCAGUAAAGUGAUUAGUCCAGCAACUUAUGUUAAAUAAAACAAAACAAAAAACAUUCAGAAAAUUAAGAAAUUAGUUUUUCUUAAAAUAAAAUAUGAUUUAGAAUAUACAAAAAGCUACAGUUAGGAAAGCAAAUAAAAUAAUUGAUCCCUAAAAUUCAUCAUUUUGAAAAAUACAAAAUUCAUAGUUUUAAGUGUUUCUAACUUUGAGAAUGCUAAAUGGAGUUUCUAAUUCAAGAUGGAUUUAACACAAGUAUUAUGGAAAAGGCAUGCACAAAUUUCCAAUUCGGUAUUUCUAUGCUACCCUCAUGCUGAUCAUGUGGUCAAUAUAUAAGUGUACAAAAACAUGAUGAAGUUAAAAGUGCAAGGAGUAAUUGAGGUACCUCAGAUUGUUUUCUUUCGCAGUUCCCAGACUGAACCCUUGUCUAAAGUAGAGCGCAUUUGAAAACUUAUAGUCAAUAUCUAAGACACUAUGAGAAACCAAAAGUGAAGGCAGGAGAGAAACAUUCCUGGUUCAAAGUAUUCUCUUGUUAAACUGAACUGCUAAACUCACUUUCACUUUGAUGCUGUACUGACCCUGUAAGGAUUAAUUGCAGUCAUCUACUGAAUGUUAACCUUGUUACCACCACAGACACAAACUUAAAUCAGAACAAAAAUACACUCUGGGUAGUGUAAACUUAAAAUGUGAACAACAUUCAAACACAGAAAUAUUUUCACAGAACAACGUCUGUAUUAAUGGCACUGGUUGUAACUUUUCAGACUACUGAAAAGAGGAAGUGAGAUUGCAAACUUUACCUCACUACAUUUAUGUAAUUGAAUUAAAAUUAGGUUUAAAUGUAUUCGUAAUAUGAACCAAAUCAAAGACUUUGGCAGGUCUGAAGAAGGGUCACCGCACCAAAAAGUUAACUGAUUUCUCUCCACAGAUGCUGCCAGACCUGCUGAGAUUUUCCAGUGAUUUGUUUUUAUUGUUUCAGAUUUCCAGCGUAAGCUGUUCUUUUGUUUUAUUUUGUCAAAUAUAUGUACACCUAUGCUGUAGAUGUUUAGGCAAGUUAUUUGUGGUUGUUUGAAAUUAAAUUGUGUAUGUGAUUAGAGAAUCUGUAUUCAAGUCACUGUACUAAAUGUCCAUUAUUUAUUCUGUACCCAAAAACUGUAUUGGACCACAAAUCUACAAACCUGAUGCUGUUAACGUAACUCAAGUUGUGUGUGUGCAUACUAGUUCUGCUAAUGCUUACCCAAUGCAGUUCAUUUAUUUGUGCUUUGCCUAAUAUUUUCUUUUCAGUUGAGUAAUGUGGAUAACCAUGGACUUUAAGCAGACGGUUAAAUAGAAGUGCAUUAGCACUGUUUAAUUUCACUGAUGUGAGCAUUGAUGUCAUUAUGGAAGACGUUGUUGAUAGUCAAUCCUGGCAACCUUGGGGAAACAAUGCAACAGGCAAAUCAUUGCUGUGAUAGUUUAGAUGUAGUGGUGUAAUAUUUUCCUGACUGCUUUGAGUAAGCUUUUUCUGCUUUGAGUGACAGGGAACUCUUGCUAAUUUUAAAAAUGGUAAACUCAAAAAUGGUACAGCUCUGUGGAAUGACCCAAACCACAGGCUAACUGCUGGGAUGACAUCACUACUGGAAUGCAGAGCAAGUCAGACAAACAGUGGCAUGUCCUUGAGUGGGAGGAAAUUGAGCAGGUCUCCAGAAUAAUUUCAAAAACAGGCUGGGAUGAUGUGCCAUCUAAUGUUCUUUCAUGCUUCCUGGGCUGAUGGACCUAACUACCAAUCUGUUAGAGAUUGAAUACAUAGUAUGUUGUGGCACGCUCUGGUAUGGUAUGUUGGUGCAGCUAGUACCAUUGGCAUUUACUCAAAAAUAACUUCAGUGUACCAUUUUUAACAUAUGUUUGGAGUUCUGUUUAAGAAUAAAAGUGAUUAAUUUGUGA
Messenger RNA from Stegostoma tigrinum, 11339 nucleotides. RefSeq names its product solute carrier family 22 member 16 (gene slc22a16). Bases 3121 to 4920 code for a protein of 599 amino acids. Lineage: Eukaryota; Metazoa; Chordata; Chondrichthyes; Orectolobiformes; Stegostomatidae. The record is from RefSeq and is a predicted model, not a curated record. Gene Ontology annotation, cellular component: membrane. Gene Ontology annotation, biological process: transmembrane transport. The transcript is spliced from 9 exons.